This is a messenger RNA of Cladocopium goreaui, 1755 nucleotides long. Lineage: Eukaryota; Dinophyceae; Suessiales; Symbiodiniaceae. The record is from the annotation of a GenBank genome assembly.
AUGACUAAGGGCGCCAAGCAGGAUGACGUGCACCAUAAUGGCAGUGCGGUGUCCGUUUUGGCAGUGUCCUGCGGCAUCCUCUUAGCCGGGCGUCUGUCUUUGGAGACCUUGAUGUGGAUGGGCUGCAUCUCCAUCUCCAGAAAGACGGCUUUGACGCUCGCGGCCUUGGCCUCCCUCAGCUAUGUAAUUUGUGGUCCAGUGCUACAGAAAACGCCGCUCACCAAUCGACUCGGGCACUUGCUAGUGGAACGUGUCUUGAAUGCCCGGCAGAACUGGGAGAUGGACACCCUUCGAAGCUUCUGCGAAGUUUCCAUUUGGCUCUUGGUGGUGUGGUCCACCUAUGUCGGCACAGGUGGAUGCUUUGGCUUGAUUGCCGCCCUGACCCUGGGCACUGCUGCAGGUGCAGCACUUGUCGUGCUAGGAGAGUUGCUCCAACAGCCUCUGCGGAACCUCGAGAGGGCGCUGAAAGAGUCCUCCACCGGAAGACAUAUGAAGGGCCGCCUGGAGGAAGAGACCUUCGUCAGCGGAAACAUCGUCCUGCUGGUCUUGUUGGGUCCCUCCGCUAUGGGCACCAUCUAUGAGAACUGUAGCGACCUGAUGGUCCUCGCCAGCAUUCUGGUGCUGGGCGGCGCCACGAUCCUCGCAGCGGCACGCUUGUGCCAGGCGUGGACACCCACUCGUCACUUGGGUACCAUUCUCCAGGCUCGUAUCCUGAACACUUGGGAGAACUGGAGAACGCAGCCUGCAAGAUCUGCUUUGGAAUCGACAUUUUUCACAGCUGUGGUCAUGGGAGUUUAUGAACUCCACGGUGAUCCUUUGUUUGCCUUACAGACAGGCUUUCUCUCCGGGAUGUCCAUCGUGAUCGCGAACGAAGUCUUCGCGCAUGGCAUUAAUUUCGAUAUCAAGGCAGACUCGCGCACAGAAGACAUGAGCGUUCGUCCAGUGAUUUUGGGCUAUGUGAGCUUCAUGAUGUUGGUGUGUGUCUACGCACAGGGCCACCAAGCCGUUAACAGCGCGGCGUUGUCGGUGAUCAUCAACAGCCUGUUGUGGGUGAUGAUCGGCCGAUUCUCCGUGACCACGGGAAUCUUCCGCGAACUAGGCACAGUCAUCAACAAGAGGGCGCUGGAAGCCUCGGAGAAUUGGACCAAGUACCCGGCCCGCUCGGCGGGCGAAUGCAGCGCCUGGCUUUGCGGACAGUAUGUGGGCUAUUGCUUGGACUCCACCUUGGCAGGUGCUUUGUUGGGAACUGCCGUGGGUGUUUCUGCCGUCCUUUGUUCAGAAGCUGUCCAUGCUCUGUACCGCGAGCCUUCGGCACAAAAAGUCAAAGAUAAGGUGACAGGAUCCGCCCAAAGUCGUUGGACUUGGGAGGAGGUUGAAAGACACAGCACAGCGGAUGAUGCGUGGUUAGUCAUCGAUGGGCGUGUCUAUGACGUCACAGACUUUGCUGUCAGCCAUCCAGGUGGACCCAUCAUUUACAAGUUUGCCGGUGUGGAUGCCAGCGAUCAGUUCGCGGCCUUCCACAGACCGCGGGUCUAUGGACGGCUGCCGCAGUUUCUCGUUGGAGAGGUGAUUGAGGAUGAAGGCCAUUUGCCAAGCAAGGCCACGGCAGAGUAUAGAGCUUUGAGGAAACGACUUUGGCGCGACGGUUGGUUCAAGGCUGAUCCCAACUUCUACGUUGGUGCUGGUGGAGUGUUCUCCCUCUUUCUGGUGGUGGUGGUUUUGGCCCUGGCCUCUGGAAUUCCAAGAAGCAUGUAG